AUGGAGCUAGACGAACAGGAUCACAGAGGAGCCGCUGCGAGCAUCCCAGGCCAGGGCUCAUCCAACGCAGCAGUCCUGUCCGCAAAAGAGAAAGUCGUCGAGAUCGAAGUCCACGGUCUGAAGGCGAGGGUCUUCCUGAACUGUUCCGAAGAAGACCUCAUCCCUUCUCGAUACCUCAAAAAAGCCGAGCGAGCACCUGUGGCACAACGCACGAUCUGGCUCUUCCGUCGCCAACAGAAUGCGCGCCAGGUCAAUCUGAACCGGUGGUCGAAGGUCGACAUUCGUUUUCGAGGGGUGUUUAAAACGCUGAAGAAGGUACCGCUAUUUCGAAAGGGUUUAUAUGAAGAUGAUGUAGGUCAUUGGGGUCCUCCGGCGCGGGAAUACGACUUUGCCAGUGCCGCCAGGGCGCAGGGACAAGUCGUCUAUGCUCUCCUUGACGAGGUUCUAGAUGCGCUGAAGAUCACGCGUGAGACAGAGAGUGACGAGUCUUAUUUUUAUCUUCGUGCGCGACUGUUGAGCUGCCAAUUGGAAUACUGGACCGGAUAUCGCGAGAAGUACAAGGAUGCCCCGAUUACGGCGGGAUUGCUAGCUAUCGAACAUUACCCAGAGCAACAUUCUACGCGUGCGGUUCUCCCUGUAUCCACGAGGAGCACGUAUUCCUCGAAUCAGCCCUGGAAGGAAAGUUCAAGCUGCUUCUCUCGCAGUUGCUCCUGA
Molecule: messenger RNA, 714 nt
Organism: Aspergillus oryzae RIB40
Lineage: Eukaryota; Fungi; Ascomycota; Eurotiomycetes; Eurotiales; Aspergillaceae
Exons: 4
Coding region: 1-714 (237 amino acids)
Source: RefSeq, a predicted model, not a curated record